AUGUCCGAUUGCGAAUACGAAACUGAUUCGGACAAAGAAGACGCAGGGCAAAACGGUGCGUUGCAUGCGUGCAUGCACUGCAGUCCAGAUGUUUUAGCAGCAGAGCGGGGUUUUGCUUCCAUGCACGCUUGCGCGAACUGUACCGCGGGAGUCCCUGUGUCACACGCACCAAUCUAUGGUAUUUGUCCCCACUGCGGUGGUAUGCCAACUGCACCUGGUGAUACAACGAUGGCGCAUUGUUGCUGUGGUGGUGGUGCAUACUACGGUGCAAUGGACAGUAAUCUGGUGGCAUGUGCUGCUUGUGGUGCUGGUACUGUGGUACCACAACCACCUGUUAUCGCUAUACUAGCAGCACCAGUGGAGUCGCAUGACACCGGCGAUACCAGUGAAUUCGAGCGAACCAUUGAAUCCGAGCAAACCAUUCAAGAUCAUCAGCAGCAAUACGAGACCAUCAGUGAAUUUAACGAAAGUACCAACGAAACAAUGGUGAACACAUCGAGCACCAGCAAUCCGGAAUUAACCAAUCGUCCAGAAUCAUCGGUACCCACACAGAUCUCGGAAUCCAACACAACCUGCUGCUCGCAGUGUCGUAAAAUGUACACGCAAAUGAGUGAUUGGACGAUGCUGAAUGGAUGUCCUGGAUGCAACAAGACAAUUUCGCAGCUGACUAGCUUGCCUGGCUCGGUGAAUGCAACGAUCAACAGCAGUCCAGGGGGAUCAUCGGUGCCUACACAGACUUCGGAUUCCAACACAACCUGCUGCUCAAAAUGUCGUAAUCUGUACAUGCAAGCACAGGAUUGGAUGAUGCAGCAUGAAUGUCCAGAAUGCAAUAAAACAUCGUCGCAGUUAGCUGCUAGUUUGUCUGGCAUGGAAGAAAAAACGGAUAACACAAUAAAUAUUUCGCACGAAGAUGCAAACAAAUCACAUUCUGAAAAGACAGAAAAGAGCGAGCAGGAGAUACCGGGAUAUCUUGUAACCCUGCGAUCCACAAAUAAGUCAGCAAGUAAGGAUGACCUGUCUGAAACUGCGCAUGCAAAACCAUGUGUGUCGCACAAACUGGUAACAAAAAAAGUGGACAAUGCAAACAAUGAGCUCCAAAAACUGCAAGGAAAAGUGGGUAUUUGUGAGGGAACAUCAGUGCAGCUCAAACAGCAAAAAUUUGGUUUUGGGAGGAUCUGUGGCAAUGAAUCAGAAUCCAAACAAGAUCACAACGAUACAUGCGGGAUGAACAGCGAAUCCGAUAUAAAGGAAACAGAUCACACUGAACUACCCCAGUCUGAGGUCCAAGCCAUCUUCGGGAAGAUAAUUCCACCAGACACUGCAUCCGAGGUCCCGGAAACAGAAGAACUGUUGGCAGCGCUGAAACAACUGGAUCGCGUGCUUGAAGAUGCAGGGCCAACAUCGACCGGGGACGUAACAGGAAUGAACAGUGAACAGGUGGCCAGCCCGGCCAAGCAAGGAAUUUUGGAUCCGUCCCAGUUAAAAACUGGAGAACUGAACGAAACAGAAGAGCAGCACAUAUGGGUGUUGGACGCAAAUGCCGCGGUUUCCAAUAAUGGACAAGUGGGCCAAUUGCAUAUGCAGCCAGGAGAGCAAGGAGAGACCCCAGCAGUGAUACCCGAGAGAGGGACAACGCCGACUGCGAUACAAAGCUUAACGGCAGCAUCGCCGUCGGACAGCACCUCGUCGAAAGGGAAACGUACACCAUCAGAAAUCGGGAAUACGCACGAAUUUUCACAGCAGCCGAAUCUGGGGCCUUCAGCAAAAAAACAGACGGAAGGAACUUGUGGUUUCGUUGCAUCUAAUGUCAAACAGAAUCUUCCGCAACCGCCGAAGAGAAGAAUGAGGGCGUUAGACAGAGAACGAAGAAUGACGCAAAAUGUUCGGGCACCGGACAUAAGAAGCUUGCUUUCAGCAGCAAGACAGUUGAAAUCAUCGGUCAAGCAACCACAGCCGCAAUCUAAAACAGUACCAACAACAAAAACCGAGAUCAAAGAAACCAUUGCCGCUAUUCAAGUAGGUGCAACGUCGGUACUGCCACAGGAUGACACCUCGUCCAACGAAGAACACAAACUUCCGAAGACACAGAAGCACCCAGGAUCGCAACCAGAAGCAACGCCAUUAGCGGAAAAAAAGGUCAAAGAACUGAUGACUGCCGCUCAAAUAGGAUCCACGUCAGUGCUACCACUAGAAGGCGGUACUACAAAGAGAGAACACGGAUGUUCAGAAACAGAGAAAAUGUCGACAGUUCUAGGACAAGCAAAUCCAGAACUCGACAAAAAGACAAGGCAGGUGAAAGGAACGGAUGCUGACCCGACUUCACAGAAGAUUCCACAGCCAUCAAAGCGAUCCAGAAUGCUGGAUUGCGAACGUCACAAAAUGCGUUAUCUUUGGGAACCGAACAUAAAUAAGCCGUUUUCAUCUGCUGGACAAGCAAUCCCAUCAUCUGAGCAACCAGAGUCACAACUAGCUGAGGUAACAGCAAAAUCCAGCACCGACACAUCACUAGACGGCACGCAAAUGACUUCUUCUGUGGCAGCUGCUGCCUCAUUGAAGCAGGAACACAAACCACCAGUUAUUCCGGUAUCCAUCAAAAAGCUAGGACAAACAACGCUCGGAACUGUUAGGGAAAAAAUAACUAUAACUGAAAAACCACCUGUAACUGGUUCGACGGAGCAUGAAAAAUUUCCAGAACUAACAGCAACAGCAGAAAUGCUGAACGGAAAAAAGACAAAAAUUGAGGACCAUUCGACAUCAGGAAUAACGGGCCUUCUUUCACACACUGGCCCGAUGCAUUCAUCCUUUAAGCGACCGCAGCCGAAAACACCAGCAUCGAUGGAACUUGGAAUGAAGACGAUGGACAUGACACCAGCCAUGGGAAAACACGGUGAGACGUCAAAUGUAGUAGGAAGUACCCUGGUACCGAUUGCGGUGGAAAAACUAAAAACCGCCCCAGUUGAAGAACAUCCUUUUCAUAUGAAACCGGCUGCAAUUAAACACUCGGAAGUUACGCAAGCUACAGUAUCAGCGGUGAAAUAUCUACAGCCAACACCUGCUACAGCACAUGAUUGGGAACCAGCUCUAGCCGCAGCAAAACGACCAAAACCAGCACCGGCUACAGCACAGCAACCGAAACUAGCAUCGGCCACGGCAGAACAACCGGGACUGGCACCGAAUACGACAAAACGAUUGGAGCCAGCACCAGCUACGGCAAAACAAUCGGAACCAGCACCAACUGCAACAAAACAACCGGGACAAGCACCGGCUGUGGCAAGAAAAGCGAAGCGAGCUCUGGCUACCGCACAGCAGCCGGGACUAGCAUCGGCCACGACAAAAGAACCGGAACCAGCACCGAGUACAAGAAAACGAUCGAAAUCAGCACCGGCUAAGGAAAAGCACCCGAAGCCAGCAACGGCCACGGCUAAUCAACCGGAACUGGCACCGAGUACGGCAAAACAAUUGGAACCGGUACGAGCUAUGGCAAAGCAACCGGAACCGGCACUGACCACCGCAAAACAGCUGGAACCAGCAUCGGCUGCAACGAAACAAUCAACACCAGCUAUGGCGAAAAAACCGAAACCAGCUCUGGCUACCGCACAGCAACCGGAACCAGCAUUGACCACAACAAAAGAACCGGAACCAGCACCGAGUACAAAAAAACGAUCGAAAUCAGCACCGGCUAAGGAAAAGCAACCAAAACUAGCAACGGCCACGGCUAAUCAACCGGAACUGGCACCGAGUACGGCAAAACAAUUGGAACCGGUACGAGCUAUGGCAAAGCAACCGGAACCGGCACUGACCACCGCAGAACAGCCGGAACCAGCAUCGACUGCAACGAAGCAAUCAACACCAGCUAUGGCGAAAAAACCGAAACCAGCUCUGGCUACCGCACAGCAACCGGAACCAGCAUUGACCACAACAAAAGAACCGGAACCAGCACCGAGUACAAAAAAACGAUCGAAAUCAGCACCGGCUAAGGAAAAGCAACCGAAACUAGCAACGGCCACGGCAAAUCAACCGGAACUGGCACCGAGUACGGCAAAACAAUUGGAACCAGUACGAGCUAUGACAAAGCAACCGGAACCGGCAUUGACUACCGCAAAACAGUCGGAACCAGCGUCGGCUGCAACGAAACAAUCAACACCAGCUAUGGCGAAAAAACCGAAACCAGCUCUGGCUACCGCACAGCAACCG
Molecule: messenger RNA, 4194 nt
Organism: Gongylonema pulchrum
Lineage: Eukaryota; Metazoa; Nematoda; Chromadorea; Rhabditida; Gongylonematidae
Source: the annotation of a GenBank genome assembly